AUGAGGAAGCUCAAAAAUGAAACACUCAGACAAUACGCUGAGCGUUAUUGGCAGCUGUUCAAUGAAAUUUCAGGAAUCGAUGAAUAUUGGGCUACGCGCACUUUCAAAAACGGUCUGGAAACAGGCAGCAAGAUCCUAGACGAACUCGCCAUCCGCCCACCACCCCGCAUGGGAGAAUUAAUGCGCGUCGUGGAAAGAUUCUGUGCUCUUGAAGAGUUUUAUGCGGACCGUGCGGCCCAGGGAAUCCCGAGCUUGACAGCAUCCUUCACCUCGGCCGCAACCCAACUACCGGCACCAGCAAUCACCCAGCACCUGCAACCCAAGAAGCAGGCGCUGUUGGAACGUUUGGCGGCCCAAGGCCAUCUCGACCAAUACAUUGAUCGAGCAAAAACGCCCGCCCGGCAGACAAAUCCCAACCCCAAUGAACAGCGCCCACUGAUACACGUCAUCCACGGUCCAAUGACGAAGGCAUCCGAAACCGCCCUCAAGGCCAACAUCGAUCACGCCUCAACAUCCAAACAGAUACUCUCAGUUGGUUGCGGAUCCAAGCGUCAACGACCACAGGACGCACCCAAAUGGACGAUAAGCUUUACUGAGCGUGACCUUGAGCAUGUUCAAACUCCACACUCGGACGCCCUCGUCGUCACCAUCCAAAUAGGCGUCCACGACGUAAAGCGCGUCCUCAUCGAUCAAGGAAGUUCAACAGAGGUCAUGUAUUACGACCUUUUCAAGAAGUUGGAUCUACCAGAGUCAGCCCUACAACCUACCGACGUACCCCUUAUAGGCUUCAACAGUGCACCCGUCGUCCGCUUCAUCGGCGCCACAGGAAGACAAGAAGAUUUGCGAGGUGACCAAGUAGCCUUCAAAAAAUACUACGUCUAUGCCAUCCACAAUUCCGCCAAAGCCAAACAAGUUCAAUGGGUUGAAGUCCCCGACGUGGCCGUAAUCGACGACGUCGGCCAGGAAGCUGAAGAUAAAGCAGAGGAGGACCUCGUCUAA
Molecule: messenger RNA, 999 nt
Organism: Rhododendron vialii
Lineage: Eukaryota; Viridiplantae; Streptophyta; Magnoliopsida; Ericales; Ericaceae
Exons: 3
Coding region: 1-999 (332 amino acids)
Source: RefSeq, a predicted model, not a curated record